This is a messenger RNA of Bemisia tabaci, 2561 nucleotides long. Its product is annotated as mitochondrial ribosome-associated GTPase 2. Gene Ontology annotation, cellular component: mitochondrion. The record is from RefSeq and is a predicted model, not a curated record. Gene Ontology annotation, molecular function: magnesium ion binding; GTPase activity; GTP binding. NCBI's taxonomy places the organism in Eukaryota, Metazoa, Arthropoda, Insecta, Hemiptera, Aleyrodidae.
GGACUUACGCCAUCGCUAUGUUUUAGCUAUACGAAUUCUUAGUCGGCUAGAAUUUUUUGGCUGAAGAAAAACAUUAUAAUAUUAAGGUCAAAAUUCACACAACUCAAUCAUCUCUAAAGUAAGUAUUCCUCAGCCUCCUUCUGUUAAAUGUAACGCAUUUCGAAAUUUUUGAUUUUGAAAAAAAAAAUCUUUAAUAUGCUCCUUUGGCUAUUUUCCUGAUUGAUCUCAUCCGACGAAUUUCCAGUCUGAAAUAAAGAUAAUUUUUCUCUUAUUUGAAUGAGUAAUUUGAGAAGACAAGUUGCAUCGAAACGACUACCUGCCAACUUUAUCAUUUACGGAAUAUUCCAGGCCACUUGUAACAUGCUCUCAACUAGUCAGUCAUUAACUUUCUAGAAUCUUAAUUCAUCAUCUCAAAGCCUGAUCGGCAUACCUGAAGGGUAUCCGAUAGGUGGGGGCUGGGGAACCUUCAUUUCCGACUGCCUUCUAGUCAAUUCCUUGAUCAUCAAGCUAUUCCCGACUUCAUGCAACCUAAGAUUUUCAAGGAAAAAGCAUGGACAGGUGGUCUGAAUUACACAAAAGAAUAUUUCACUCAAUUUUCCUACUCGUUAGGGUUAGUGAAUCAUGCCUGCAACAUGGCAGCACCUAGCUCCAUAGCGGGUAGGCUACCCUCAAUACUCUGUCUAGAUCCUAUCCCAUGUCAACAAUAGAACAUAACCUCUAAGUCCAUGUUGUUUCAUGUUUGUUGUGCUUCGUGCAGAGACGGCAGAGCCAAAUUGUGUGGCUUCUUUGGCAUCUCAUGUCAUAAUAAUCAUUGAUCACUGUUCAGUACAUCAGGUCUUUGUUUCAUUAAGUCAGCCGGUCAAGUUAAUGGUUGUGAAUUGAAUUUGUUCAUCGCACAAGAUCUAGUCAUGUCUUGGAGUCAAGCUGCGCCUUUCAGUUUCUAACUGUCAAGAAAAAGUCAUUUUGUCCUGACAGUCAGUCAGAACUACUUCAAGUUUAGCAGUAAGUCUAUCUAUUGCGGUCAAGUCUAUCUGACAUUUUUCAGUCUGUCUCACGCAACGUUAACCUAACGCUAGGAAAACAUGUUGAGUGACCGCCUUCGCUCCAUCCUAGGCAUAUGGAUUACAUCAAAUCUCAGACAUAAUGUCAAAUACUCGACAACUGUAGCCAAAGCUUUGCGGCCCAAAAAAAGGAAAUCUAUAAGAGAUAAUACACGAGGAUUUCUGGAUGUGAAAGUUGUUCGCACUUGCGCCGGUAAUGGAGGAAACGGCGCUCUUUCGUUUUUAAGUGCUUGGUCCAAAGCACGUGCAGGACCAGAUGGUGGUGAUGGCGGGCAUGGAGGACACGUUAUUUUUCAAGCAACAGAUGGUGUUCGAGAUUUGCAUCAUGUGCCCUCCGUCCUGCGAGGUGAUAAUGGAGAAAAGGGUUACAAUAGGGAUUGCAAUGGAAGGAAUGCCUCACACACUAUAGUACCCGUUCCUGUUGGAACUCUAGUCAGAAACAAGGAAGACAAGAUUGUGGCUGAUCUGAAUGAAGAUGGCUUAAUGUUUGUUGCAGCCCGAGGUGGCGCUGGAGGUAAAGGAAAUCAUUUUUUUGUCACUGAUACAUUUCAAGCACCAAAGAUUGCGGAGUACGGAGGUGAAGGAGAGGAUUAUAAAUACAUCCUUGAAGUUGCCAGUAUUGCACAUUUUGGAAUGCUGGGUUUUCCAAAUGCUGGCAAGAGCACUUUGUUACAAGCCAUCUCCAGAGCAAAGCCCAAAAUAGCACCAUAUCCGUUUACCACCGUUCAACCCCAUGUGGGCAUUAUCGAAUACGAAGAUUUUGAACAAGUAGCUGUCGCAGAUUUACCUGGUAUUAUAGAGGGAUCUCAUCAGAACCAAGGGCUUGGAAUACAAUUUUUACGACAUGCGAGACGUUGUACUGGACUGUUAAUGGUAAUUGACACAGCUCUCCCUGAACCAUGGGAUACUUUGAAGAAGCUCCGUUACGAGUUGGAAAAGUUUGAUGAAAGAAUGUGCGAAAAACCACAAAUUAUUGUUGCCAACAAAGUGGAUAUGGCGGAAUCGAAGGAAAAUCUUAAGAUAUUGAUGGAUAAGUAUCCAGACAAUCAGGUGAUUCCAAUCUCUGCAAAAUAUGGUACAAAUUUGGCAGAUUUACUUUUGCAACUUAAACUCAUCUACGAUCAACAAAGAGCUCAGGAAGAUGACCAGAGAUGUUUGGCACAAGAACUUGUUCAAGAAAAUUGUGAAACUGGAGAAGGAAUUGAAGGAGAUGAUGAAAGUCCCAAAAUCUAGAUGAAUUAAACAAAGAAUCGGUACCGAAGAGGAUCAAGAAAAUGUGUCUGAUCACCUUUCAUUUGAUAAGGAACGAAACUUCUAGGCUGUGAAUAUACAAGGAUUACUGAGAUGGAUUUCACUAUCAAGUUAUGUAUGUAAAAAUGCCGAAUUAUGUCAGGUAUACUGAAUCUUGUCAGUAUGACUACUGUUUACGCCCAGCCACCGGGGCUAAUGUCGGGUAGGCAUCUCUCAGUAAAAUCCCUGAUUAAAUCCCUCUGUAUCGAA